Molecule: messenger RNA, 1047 nt
Organism: Brassica oleracea var. oleracea
Lineage: Eukaryota; Viridiplantae; Streptophyta; Magnoliopsida; Brassicales; Brassicaceae
Exons: 1
Coding region: 1-1047 (348 amino acids)
Source: RefSeq, a predicted model, not a curated record
AUGGUUCCCUAUCCAAUUCCACCUAAACAUUUGAUGGAUCCUAUUAGUGCAGAGCAACUGGCUGGGUUUAGGAAGAUGGUAAGAAGGCUUCCUCAAAAGAUCUCAUUUAAACAUGCUUGGGAGACUCGGCCAUUGCAUAUGUUCUUCAAAAAUUGCAGAGAAUCCCGGGAGGAAAUUAAGGCACUCUUUACUGAAGCACUGAAACCAUCGCUGAAGGUACUGCCUAAGGUUGAUGACCCUGGAAAGUUUGUUUUUCCUUGUUCCAUUGUUGAAGUAGAGUUCAAGGAAGCUCUUUGUGAUUAUGGGUCUAGUGUGAACCUUGUCUCAAAAGAGAUUGUAGACGAGCUGGGCAUUGUUGAUGUUGAGCCUUCUCAGGUGAAUCUGGCCUUUGCAAACUCUUCCAUGACAGUCCUUUAUGGAACCAUUCGCAAUCUUCAUGCCCAUGUUGGGGACUGUGUGCUCCAUACCGAAUUUCAAGUUGUUGAGAUGAGGAACGAUCAUGAGAUGCCUUUGAUCUUUGGAAGAACAUUUAUGGCUACAGUGGGAGCAAUCAUCGACAUGCCUAAUAAGAGAGUCUCAUUCUCCAACAUCAACAAGAAGGUUUUCUACAAGGCUGCCCCAACCAUAUCACAAAUCCGAUACGCCUCCUGCUUCUCAGUGGUUAGUGGAGAACAGCUGGAAAUUGUUCCUAAGAAGAAGCUUGGUAAAAAGGGUGAGAUCAAAGAAGUCCUGGAUGGAGAUCCUCACAUUGAUACCAAGAAACUUAGUGGGAAUGUAAAGCUGAAUGAAAAAGUCCCGAAGAAAAGGGUCAAGGGUGAUCCUAUGAUGACUUUGAUACCUCGCUUGUGUGAUGAAAAAUCCAUUGAGUAUGAGGUAAAGUGUAAGGGUACCUCUAAACCUUUCUCCAAAGUCAGAGUAAUUCUCACACAUGAACUGCAAGAGAAAGGAGAAGCUGCUGUGAAAGGGUUGUUGAGUAGAGUUUUGAAGCUGAACAUGUCUGAUUUUGGAGCUUGUUGUGGAACAAGCCCUCAUGCUCAACCCGACUGA